ACAAGAAUAAAAAAGAAAUUAUAUAUUUUUUUUAAAGCAAACCAAUUGCUGAAGAUAAAGUUGUAAAAAAAAGAAUAACAAAAAGAAAUAAGUGAAAAAAAACGAAAGAAUUAAAAAAUUCAUUUUUUAGAUACAAAUUAAAUCAAGUGUAUAUUUUUGGUGCGCGGCCAUUUUUUUGUGUGCCUCUGCCAGCUUUUUAAAUUCGUCGUUGUCGUCGUUGUGUCGAAAAAAACCCGAAGAAGGAGGCGAAGUAAAAAAAAUUAAUAAAAAAGAUUUUGCAAGUGACGAAGUUUUUUUUUUGUUCAUUAAAUAAAUAUAGUGCAAAAAAAGAGCGCAAAUUAAAAAAAUCGCAAAAAAGAAUAAAAAUGCUGGUGAUAAUAAAUGAAACAUGUGUGUAAUUGAAAAUUGCUUAAUUAUAACAAAAAAAUAUAGAAAUAUUUAACAACAGCAACAACAAUAUGCAGCAUACAAAGUUUUAAUUUGCAAAAAAAGAAAAAGAAUAGAAAAUUAAAAGUGAACCCACAAACAAAAAAAAAAGAAAAAUCAAUAAAAAAAAGUUUAAACACCUACUUAUUACAUUAGUUCCAAAGUACCUGGCCCUUUUUGAGAUAUCUUGAGUAACACACUUUAUAAAGGACUAAAUUUUCUUCUGCAUACAUUGGACCCUUUCUUCAAAAUAAUAAAUUUGGAACACGUGUUAUAAACCCCCCCGCUAAACCAAUCGGUUUUUAAAGAAUUUUUUUUCAACAACCACAACAGUUGAUAAAUGAAACUCUUCCAACAACAACGUGUUUAAUAAUAUUAAAGUUCCAGCUUUAAAUUGAAAAGCAGCCAAACUCCCACCCUUUCUCCAUAUUUGGCAAGAAAAAACAGACUUUUAACUCACUUUAACAAUUUUAAUUAUUCAUUUGCGCUUUUAACGCAUAUUAAUGGCUGAUAUUUCAGCCCUAACAGCGGCAGCAGCAACAACUGUUUAUCCUUCAUUAACAACGUCAGCCAACGAUUAUCUACAUCGCUCCACCAUUGAUCAAUUACGUUCGAUGAAUGAACGUGGCGUUCUCUCGUCGCUGAGUCAUUUGACCACAGCCGAUUUACGAACCGCACAAUUAGUGCACGAAUAUAAUAAACCGUUUAAUAUCAAUGAGUUUCGUCAGAAUGUUGAGCGUUUGGAUUAUUCGUUGAAGAACGGUUUGGUGGGUGUUAAUUUGCAGCAGCAACAACAACAGCAGCAACAGCAACAGUUGGUUGUUGAACAUCAACAGCAACAGCAACAACAACAGCAGGCUCACGAUCAACAGCAGCAGCAACAUCAUCAGCAACAGCAGCAACAACAACAGCAACUGAAACAAUCCUAUAGUCCACCAAAUUCACCGCAAACACCGAAUAUGACGGAACAACCCGAACAGAAGUACGAUCCGAAUGCCAGUGUUGAACAUCAUCAUCAACAGCAAAAAUCCCAUCGUUCACAUCAUCAUACCUCGCCGGAUGGACGUGAAACUAAACCCUAUAAAUGCACUCAAUGCACAAAAUCGUUCGCCAAUUCAUCGUACCUCUCCCAGCAUACACGCAUUCACUUGGGCAUCAAACCAUACCGUUGCGAAAUAUGCCAACGUAAAUUCACCCAAUUGUCACAUCUGCAACAGCACAUACGCACGCAUACGGGCGAUAAACCGUACAAGUGUCGUCAUGCCGGUUGUCCGAAGGCCUUCUCACAACUCUCCAAUCUACAGUCCCAUUCGCGGUGCCAUCAAACGGACAAACCGUUCAAAUGCAAUUCUUGCUAUAAAUGCUUUACCGACGAGAUGACUCUGCUCGAGCACAUACCAAAACACAAAGAUUCGAAACACUUGAAGACACACAUUUGCAAUUUGUGUGGCAAAUCGUAUACACAGGAAACAUAUCUGGAGAAGCACUUGCAGAAACAUGCCGAAAAGGCGGAAAAACAACAGCAAAGACAUGCCAAUCUCAAUGUACAGCAUCAUGUGCCGGCCGGCGGUAUAGGUUUAAGUUUGCAGCGUCAAGUGGUCAUGAAUGCGGCCGCAGUAGCUGGCGAUGCCAAUGCAGCCUAUUGGGCUAAAGUGGGGGCAGAUGGUGCCGUUAAUGCUGCCACCUUGGCGGAAGCCAUACAACAGCAACAGGCCCAAGCGCAGGCGCAACAACAGCAAAAUGGCUACAACUUUAGCACACUACAACAUCAACAGCAACAACAGGAAUUGUUGCAACAUCAUCAACGUCUGGUGAAUGGUACCGCUAAUGGUGGUGGUGAUAGUGCGGCCAGCGGUAAUACACCCAAUCAUUCACAGAGUCCCAAUGAACAGGGUGAAGAUUUAGUGAUACGCCAGUCAUCACAGCAACAUCAUCAACAACAGCAGCAGCAACAACAGCAACAGCAGCAACAACAACAACAGCAGCAACAUUCGCCCAACAAUAUGGUGGUUGUGAAUUCAUCUGCCUACGAUGUAAAGACCACAUCAGCUUUUACGCCCAUUCCCACUGCACCAACCCAUUUGCAAGCGGCCGCCUUGGCCCAACAGAGAGCACCUCCCGCUGCGGCGGCCUACAUUUAUCAGCAGAAUGCCGCGGCAGCUGCGGGCUUCCCUACACAACUAAUAUCGCUACAUCAAAUACGUAACUAUGCCCAUCAACCGGGAGCAGCCGCAGCAGCUGGUCUGCUGGCCAGUGAUCAUCUAUUGGGUCUAAGUGUGACUGCCGGUGGUGCGGGCAAGGACAAAACACAAUAGUAUCAUGCGAAGCAGGAGGAUAAUACAACAAUAACAACAACAGUUAAAACAACCACAGC
This is a messenger RNA of Lucilia cuprina (Australian sheep blowfly), 2800 nucleotides long. RefSeq names its product zinc finger protein squeeze. The record is from RefSeq and is a predicted model, not a curated record. The transcript is spliced from 3 exons. Bases 930 to 2741 code for a protein of 603 amino acids. Gene Ontology annotation, molecular function: DNA-binding transcription factor activity, RNA polymerase II-specific; RNA polymerase II cis-regulatory region sequence-specific DNA binding. Lineage: Eukaryota; Metazoa; Arthropoda; Insecta; Diptera; Calliphoridae. Gene Ontology annotation, biological process: regulation of DNA-templated transcription.